AAAUCAAUGGUUUGCUUGGUUUCUCGCUCUGGAAGGCAGCUUCAGAGGUAUGACAACAUGGGUCGUCGCCAAGUUGUCGGGUGCAUACCGUAUAGAUACAAAAAGGGUGGUGAUGGAAGUAUUGGCAACGAAUUGGAAGUGCUUGUAAUCACUUCACAAAAAGGUCAAGGAAUGAUGUUCCCCAAGGGUGGUUGGGAACUGGAUGAAUCCGUCGAGGAAGCAGCUUCCAGGGAGUCACUGGAGGAAGCUGGCGUUCUUGGAAAUGUUGAGUGCGAGUUGGGAAAAUGGAACUUUCUGAGCAAAAGCCAUGGCACAUUCUAUGAAGGUUAUAUGUUCCCUUUGCUUGUCAAGGAACAACUUGAUCUGUGGCCUGAGAAACACGUGCGCCAAAGAAUAUGGAUGACUGUGGAGGAAGCUAGAGAAGCUUGUAGGCAUUGGUGGAUGAAGGAAGCAUUGGACGUGCUAGUUGAAAGGCUUACUAGAAAGCAAGAUGGUGAUCAACACAACAUUGUUAAUGUUAAUGUACCAGCUCAAAUCUCAGUUCGAAGCUACCGAUAA
Molecule: messenger RNA, 558 nt
Organism: Carica papaya (papaya)
Lineage: Eukaryota; Viridiplantae; Streptophyta; Magnoliopsida; Brassicales; Caricaceae
Product: nudix hydrolase 18, mitochondrial-like
Cellular component (GO): nucleus; cytoplasm
Molecular function (GO): pyrophosphatase activity
Source: RefSeq, a predicted model, not a curated record